Messenger RNA from Brassica rapa (field mustard), 2695 nucleotides. RefSeq lists its product as uncharacterized. NCBI's taxonomy places the organism in Eukaryota, Viridiplantae, Streptophyta, Magnoliopsida, Brassicales, Brassicaceae. The record is from RefSeq and is a predicted model, not a curated record.
AGGCGAAAAAGUUAGGACAUGUGAAGAUUGAGUUUACCACUAAGAUGAAGCAUCUUGAGAGGAUUCAAAGACGCAAAAAAGAACUGGAAGAGGGUAUAGAGAGGAAGAGGAAGGAUCUUGCAGCGGUUCUUGAUAAAACUGCAGAAUGUGGGAAGCAGCUCGAGGCACGGUCCUUGAAACUUGUUUCUAAAGAGAAAAAGUUGCAAGAACUAUGCCUGGACAUUGACCUGAAGGAAGAUAUAGCCCUAACACUAGACAAGGAGAUGGAGAUGACUUGUCAAAAGACAGAAUCAAAAUCUAAGGAGCUGGAGAACAUUGAAAGGAUGAUUCAUGAACAGAAUGGACACUAUGAAUCAAUAAAGCUGUUGAUUCAGGAACACACUGAAGAACUGGAUUCCAAAGAGAAGAGACACAAAGAGAUCACAGAGGCUAUUCAUAAACUAUCUUGCAAGCAACUUUCUGAAGAGGAAAAAUACAUUGCUCAGAAUGAGUCAACAGAAAAGGAGUUAAAGUCUUUGAAAGCAAUACUCACUGAGAGAGAGAAACAAAUUGAAGAAGGUGAGAAGGAAUUACAGUACUUGAGUUACUCCAAUGAUGAACUUAUCAGAAAACUCAAUGGGAGACAAGAACAGUUUCUUUCAAGACAGAGCUCAACAACUGAUCUUAUAGCUGAGCAAGAUUCAAUUAAAAAGAAGCUUAGGUCUGUGAAAGAUUCAUUCAGACAGUGUAGCCAAAACCUGUGUAACAAAGAGAAGGAGUUGAAGUCUUUAGAGUCAAUACUCACUGAGAGAAACAAACAAGUUGAGGAAGUAGAGAAGAAGAUACAAGAUUUGAAUAACUCAAAUGAGGAACUUGUGAGACAAGCCAAGGUGAAACAAGAACAAGUUUGUUCAGUCGAAAAGGCGAUAAGGGAAUGCACAGAUAAGUUGGGAGAUAAGAAGAAAUAUUGUGAACAGGUUCAAAGAUCAAUUACUGACCUAAAUGUUGAGCUGAAAUCAAAAGAGUGCCAUCUUAGUUCUGUCAAGAAAAAGUUUCAAGAAAGCUUGAAAGACUUGCAAUCAAUAAAGGAGCAGAAGGUCAAGCUAAAAGCAUCAUUGAUGGAACAUGAGCAAGGACUUAAACUGAAACAAAAGGAGCUUGAUGAAAAAGAUCAGAAACUAAAAGUCACAGAACAGGAGUUGCAGAAAUGGGCUAAGGAUUAUGAGGUGAAAGCAAAGCAGUUGUCUAACCUUUGUCAAGAAAGAAACAUGGAUCAACAUGUUUCUCUUACACCUAGGGAUGUCCACAAACCAACAGGAAACUCAAGGAAACGUGGGAGAUAUGAUGAGUCACUAUCUCAGUCCUUAGAUGUAGAGACUCAUGGGAAAGAAAACACUUACAACUUUGAGAACCAGAGAUCUCAGGACAAGUUCAAGAUUGAUCAAAUAUGGGCUGUUUAUAGCAAAGGGAUGCCAAGAAAGUAUGCUCAGAUCAAGAGAAUCGACACAAGCCCUGAGUUCAAGCUACAUGUAGCACCUUUAGAGCUGUAUCGCCCUCCCAACCUCAUGACACAUCCAGUUUCCUGUGGCCGCUUCAAGUUGAAAACUGGUAUAGCAGAAGUCCUUGCACCUAGCAGCUUCUCACAUAAGGUUAAAGCAGUGAAGAGUAAUGUUAACAGAUUUGAAGUAUACCCAAGAAAAGGUGAGAUAUGGGCUUUGUACAAAAACUGGAAUAUUACAAACUGUGCUGAUAGGUCUGAAGAGGAAGAUCUUGAGAUUGUGGAAGUGGUGGAAACUAAAGAGCAUAGCAUACAUGCAAUGCUUUUGACUGCUAAAGUGUUUAGCAAGGUUCUAUAUGGAAGGUGUCUUGAGUCAAAGGAUGGUUUAGUAGAGAUCCCAAAGAAGGAAGUGAACAGAUUCUCGCAUCAGAUUCCAGCGGUCAGACGUGAGAGGAGUGCAACUCGGCUUGGAGAUUGCGAAUGGUGGGAGGUUGACUCUAAAGCAGUUCUUAAUCCUAACCCAAAGAAGCAUAAGAGCAUCACUAGAGAUGAAGAGCAUCUCAACACCAAAGGUGAUUUCAGAAGAAACAAUAUUCAAAUGGAUUGGAAGAAAAGAUGGUAUGGGUCAUGAUGCCUCUCAUGAAAUUUCUCCAUAAGUGGGUCUAUAUGAGCUCUUCUCCGGCGGAAGCACCGGUCGGUGUUGUGUCAGUUUUUUAACUCUCUCGAAAACGUUUAAGAGACAUAUGUUUGGUCUUCAUUUAACCCUAUCAGAUAUUUCUUUUGAGGAUCAUGAUUUUUCUUACUACUAUCUUGUAGUAGGCUAUAAACCAUCAAAUCAACUUAUAUUAUUUUACUUUUGUGGCCUUAUCUUGGUUUAAAAUAGCAAAGAUAAGUUAGUGUAAAGAAGGUCUCAAAUCUCGCCAACCGCCAUAGCGAUGAAAGGUGAUCGAUCGCCAUAGCUAUAAAAGGUGAUCGCCAUGCGUAUGCAUUACAUAAUACUCCAUUUUAUGUUCAAUGAGUUUCCAAGAUAUGUAUAUUUUAAACCAAAACACCAAAUACAAUAUAUUUGAAUAUAAAAUAGAAGAGAACAGAGUACUAAACAAAUUAAAACCGCGAAGAGAAGAUCCAAAGUAGAGAAAGCCGACAAUCUGAAGAGAAAAGCUAAUGAUUUUAAAUAAAAGUUUUAUAAAAAUAUUAUAUAGAUCAUAAAUUAGGAUU